Messenger RNA from Parathielavia appendiculata, 1902 nucleotides. Its product is annotated as carbon-nitrogen hydrolase. The record is from RefSeq and is a predicted model, not a curated record. NCBI's taxonomy places the organism in Eukaryota, Fungi, Ascomycota, Sordariomycetes, Sordariales, Chaetomiaceae. Gene Ontology annotation, molecular function: protein-N-terminal glutamine amidohydrolase activity; protein-N-terminal asparagine amidohydrolase activity. The coding region runs from base 267 to 1799 and encodes 510 amino acids. Gene Ontology annotation, biological process: protein catabolic process; protein modification process. The transcript has 4 exons.
GUGCUGCCAUAAUUGCGCCUCGCCCUUCACUGCCGGCGUCCCGGGGGGCGAGAUAAAAAUAUCCGCGCUUGUAUUUUGGGACACCACCGUCGUGUAGAUUUGUGCUUGCUUGUCUUGGAUACCUAUUGAACAGAGCUGAGGGGCACGGAGAGCACCGCUAUCGGCGACUGCAGGUCCAUCUUAUCCCACUCAACGUCAAAUAUCGCUUGACUCUCGCGUUUGGAUCCUUACCAGUGCCUACUUCACACUUACAAACCGGCGUAAACAUGAGAAUCGGGUGCCUGCAGUUUGCUCCAAAGGUAGGCGACGUGUCUAACAACAUCACGCGCGCCGAGGAGGUCCUUGCAAGGGCUGACCCGGAGGACCUGGACAACCUGGACCUGCUUGUCCUCCCUGAAAUGGCGUUCAGCGGAUACAACUUCAAAUCCCAACAACACAUCCUGCCGUAUCUCGAACCCACGGGGUCUGGCGCCAGCUCUCGCUGGGCGAGCACUGUCGCCCGCAAGUACCGCUGCAACGUCGCCGUCGGGUACCCUGAGAAGGCGGACAUUGCAGAGCAGCCAUCGGCGCCAGAUUACUACAACUCGCUUAUCGUUGUUAACAGCGUUGGCGAGAACAUCGCUCAUUACCGCAAGUCUUUCCUAUACUACACAGACGCGACUUGGGCCCGCGAAGGCCAGGGCUUCUAUGGAGGGAAGCUGGGCAGCCUGGGGCAGGCCGCUAUUGGUAUAUGUAUGGAUAUCAACCCCUACAAGUUCGAAGCUCCAUGGGACGCCUACGAGUUCGCUUUCCACGUCCUCAGAAUCCGAGCAAACCUGGUCAUCCUGUCGACGGCGUGGCUGACCAACGACGAACAAGCUAGCUUCCUGUCGUGUCCCGAUGCGCCAGAUAUGAGUACGCUCAGCUACUGGGUCCGGAGGUUGGAACCCGUCAUACGGGCGAAAGACUCCGAGGAAACUAUUGUCGUCUUCGCCAACCGCAGCGGCGCCGAGGACGAAGCGACGUAUGCGGGCAGCAGCACGGUGCUGGGAAUUAAGGACGGCGAAGUCUCUGUGUAUGGCAUUCUCGGCCGCGGCGUCGAGAAGCUGCUGGUCAUUGACACCGAGAGGCCGCCGUUUGGAAAAAUUAUCGACCGCCCGGAGGUGCCGGUGGACGGGGAGCCCGGUGCUCCGUCGGCACCCGCAGAGGACCACGGAGAUGGGCCGUUCAACGGUCCAGCGCCAGCGGCAGCAUCCGGAUAUGCCGACUCGCCUACUCUACCUGCCGGCGCCGCGCACCCGACAAGGAACCACCCAACUCUCCCGCCAAGCGUAUCAACGUCAACAAUCCCACGACCACAAAGCACCGGAAGAAGAACCUUGAGUCAGCCGCGCCCUAAACUCACCGUGCAAACCAACCUCUCAUCUCCAACUCCCCCCCGAAGUUCACCCACCAAACGCCCAGUGAACCACCACCUCCGGCCCUCCCCACCACAACCAACACCACCUGAAGGACACCCCACCUGGAACGGCGGGCCGCCCUCGGCAAUCCACAUUCUCGUCGACGUCUACACACCCGACGAGCAGUACGGGCUCACUUGGCACAACGGCAACAAUGACGACGGGUGUGAGCGGGGCGGUCUGGGCGUGAGUGUCCGUUUCGGCAUCAGCGACACCCUGGCCCUGUCGCCGUGGAGCGGUGGGUGGAACAAUUCGGGCGUGUUGUCGCCGGCGGGCUGCGGGAAGGCGAUGAUUCCGAUUGCGGCGAGUCCGAGCAUCUUUGGGCGGGGAGGUUUGAGGUCGGGUGGUGUUUGUAUCUAGUGUGUCUACUACACCUGUCCCGGGGUAAAUGAAUCCUACCGCAGUUCUUGCCCCACCCUCUAAGCCUCUUACAGUCAGGGGCCUUUAAAAAGUUAAUAUACUU